Merops nubicus (carmine bee-eater) is the source of this 935-nucleotide messenger RNA. RefSeq names its product golgi SNAP receptor complex member 1 (gene GOSR1). The transcript is spliced from 7 exons. The coding region runs from base 41 to 598 and encodes 185 amino acids. Gene Ontology annotation, biological process: endoplasmic reticulum to Golgi vesicle-mediated transport; vesicle fusion. Gene Ontology annotation, molecular function: SNAP receptor activity. The record is from RefSeq and is a predicted model, not a curated record. NCBI's taxonomy places the organism in Eukaryota, Metazoa, Chordata, Aves, Coraciiformes, Meropidae. Gene Ontology annotation, cellular component: Golgi membrane; Golgi medial cisterna; cis-Golgi network.
UGACACAACUCCUCUCUUAAAUGGAUCGAGCCAGGACAGAAUGUUUGAGACCAUGGCUGUGGAGAUUGAACAGCUUCUGGGAAAGCUCACUGGGAUCAAUGACAAGAUGGCAGAGUACAGCAGCAGUGCCGGUGUGCCCUCCCUCAACGCCGCCCUGAUGCACACCCUGCAGCGCCACAGAGACAUCCUGCAGGACUACACACACGAGUUCCACAAAACCAAAGCAAACUUCUUGGCAAUACGAGAACGGGAAAACCUGUUGGGAUCAGUGAGGAAAGAUAUUGAGUCAUACAAAAGUGGGUCUGGGGUGAAUAACAGAAGAACAGAACUUUUCCUGAAGGAACAUGAACACCUUCGAAACUCAGAUCGACUGAUAGAAGAAACAAUAAGCAUUGCCAUGGCAACUAAAGAAAAUAUGACUUCGCAGAGAGGGAUGUUGAAGUCAAUACAAAGCAAGAUGAAUACCUUGGCUAAUCGUUUCCCAGCAGUGAACAGCCUGAUUCAAAGGAUCAACCUGCGGAAACGACGAGACUCCCUCAUCCUGGGGGCUGUUAUUGGCAUCUGUACCAUCUUACUGCUGCUCUAUGCCUUCCAUUGAUGGAUGCUCCCCCCAUGGACUCUGCUAAACUCAUCACCACCAUCCCUCCACCCCCCAGUCAAGGAAAAGCGAGUGGGGGAAGCGACAGACUUCAGACAGCCUGCUCCUCAUGGCUGGGAGUGUCAGCAUGAUGUCUAGAGCUUUUGAUGGUAGACUGCGACACUGGGUUUGGGUUUGAAGCUGCAGUGUUUCUCCUUCCCUGCCAUAAAUCUUCCUUUGGUUAAAUUUUAUGGCAUUUGUUUGUCUUUAAAUCCCUUUCUCACCGCAAGGUAAGUAAAGACGGGACGCUUACCAGAACCAGCACAACAGUCUUUGUGCUCAGCAGUGCUGGGGAGGU